AGCUUUAGCUGAGGGACAUUGAAUGACUUUGUACCCGUGUGCGGCAGAGUAAAGAAAGCUUUUGACAGGUCGGGAUUCGUUACGGAGCUCAUGGAGGCCCUCAUACCUGUCAUAAACAAACUACAAGAUGUGUUUAACACGGUCGGCGCAGACAUAAUUCAGCUGCCGCAAAUAGUUGUUGUGGGAACUCAGAGCAGUGGGAAGAGUUCUGUUUUAGAGAGCCUGGUUGGCAGGGACAUCUUGCCACGUGGCACUGGCAUCGUCACACGCCGGCCGCUUAUCCUACAGCUAGUGCACAUCGACCCAGAGGACCGCAGGAAAACCAGUGAAGAGAAUGAAUCCAAGAAAAAUGGCCGCCUUUACAGAGGCAUCGACGGAGAGGAAUGGGGCAAAUUCCUACACACCAAAAACAAGAUCUACACAGACUUUGAGGAGAUCAGACAAGAAAUUGAAGCAGAAACAGAACGAAUUUCUGGCAAUAACAAGGGUAUUAGUGAUGAUCCCAUUCACCUGAAAAUCUUCUCACCACACGUUGUGAACCUCACAUUGGUGGACCUUCCUGGCAUUACAAAGGUACCGGUGGGAGACCAGCCCAAAGACAUAGAGAUCCAGAUCAGAGAAUUGAUCUUCAAGUACAUUUCCAACCCCAACUCCAUCAUCCUGGCUGUGACUGCUGCCAAUACAGACAUGGCCACCUCAGAGGCGCUCAAAGUGGCCCGGGAGGUUGACAUUGAUGGCAGGAGGACACUAGCAGUGGUGACCAAGUUGGAUCUGAUGGAUGCUGGUACAGAUGCCAUGGAUGUACUGAUGGGCAGGGUCAUUCCUGUCAAACUCGGCAUUAUUGGAAUAGUUAACAGGAGUCAGUUGGAUAUCAAUCAAAAGAAGUUGGUGGCAGAUGCCAUCCGUGAUGAAUAUGCCUUCCUACAAAAGAAGUACCCCUCCCUUGCAAACAGAAAUGGAACCAAGUAUCUGGCUAGAACAUUGAAUAGGUUACUCAUGCAUCACAUCAGAGACUGUCUUCCUGAGCUGAAGACGAGGAUCAACGUGUUGGCAGCGCAGUACCAGUCUUUACUCAACAGUUACGGCGAACCUGUCGAUGACAAGAGCGCCACGUUACUGCAGCUCAUCACCAAGUUUGCUGCAGAGUACUGCCGCACCAUCGAGGGCACGGCCAAGUACAUUGAGACAGCUGAACUAUGUGGUGGAGCAAGAAUCUGUUACAUUUUUCAUGAAACGUUUGGUCGCACAUUGGAGUCAGUCGAUCCUCUGGGUGGCCUGACGACCAUCGAUGUGCUCACAGCGAUCAGAAAUGCAACGGGCCCGAGGCCUGCUUUAUUUGUGCCCGAGGUGUCUUUUGAGUUGCUGGUGAAGCGGCAGGUCAAGCGUCUGGAGGAGCCCAGUCUGCGCUGCGUGGAGCUGGUUCACGAGGAGAUGCAGAGGAUUAUCCAGCACUGCAGCAACUACAGCACACAGGAGUUGCUGAGGUUUCCAAAGCUCCAUGAUGCCAUAGUGGAAGUGGUCACCUCGUUACUCAGAAAAAGACUCCCCGUCACCAAUGAAAUGGUUCACAACCUGGUUGCCAUUGAGCUGGCCUACAUCAACACCAAACACCCCGACUUCGCUGACGCAUGCGGCCUCAUGAAUAAUAACAUAGAAGAACAGAGACGCAACAGAAUGAGAGACCUCCCUGCUGCUGUCCCCCGAGACAAGUCAUUUAAAGGCCCAGGAGGGCAGUCUCUCUCCCCCACUGAGCCGCCUUUCCCCGAGGGCGAGGUCGCCAAGGCAGCAGCCAGCGGCUCUCAGAGUUCUGGCUCUGUCAGCGAGCAGAAUGAUGGCGGGAUGGGGAACUGGAGGGGGAUGUUGAAGAGGGGUGAGGACAGUGCAGCUGGAGACAGGGCCGUGCAACAACCCCCUUACCCUUCAAGCCCACAGAAGGGCCACGCUGUCAACCUGCUAGAUGUGCCUGUUCCAGUAUCCAGGAAACUCUCUGCUCGGGAGCAGAGGGAUUGUGAGGUCAUCGAGAGACUCAUCAAGUCAUACUUCCUUAUCGUUCGGAAAAACAUCCAGGACAGCGUGCCGAAGGCAGUGAUGCACUUCCUGGUGAACCAUGUGAAGGACAGCCUGCAGAGUGAGCUGGUGGGUCAGUUAUACAAGUCGGCCCUGCUGAAUGACCUGCUGACAGAGUCUGAGGACAUGGCUCAGAGACGCACCGAGGCUGCUGACAUGCUCAAGGCGUUGCAGAAAGCCAGUCAGGUGAUAGCAGAGAUCAGAGAAACCCACAUGUGGUGAGGACGGCCUCUCUUCAGCAGGCUCUCUUCAUCCCACAUGCACCCUCAUCCUGCCGGACCCACAAACCCCCUCAGACCCCUGCUGACUGUCUCCCAGCACCUCAGACUGCAGAGACGAACAACGUAAAAAUGCACUGGUGUGGACAUGUGUUUAUGGAAACAUAGUUUUAAUGUACAGUAAGGACUUGGAUUUAAUGAAGGGCAAAUACAUAUCAGUCCAUGGUCAUCUGCACCAUACAUGCUCCUGCCCUAGAUAUUCUAUUUUUCUUAUGUAAUUAAAAUGAUAAAUAGAUGUUAUGCAUCACCACUAUGUGGAGCCUUGCUGAGGAAUGUCUGUUCUUAAUGUAGAUUUGAAUUAAAGCUUGAAAUA
This is a messenger RNA of Chelmon rostratus (copperband butterflyfish), 2658 nucleotides long. It is a transcript of the gene dnm1l, whose product is annotated as dynamin 1-like. Gene Ontology annotation, biological process: mitochondrial fragmentation involved in apoptotic process; mitochondrial fission. Gene Ontology annotation, molecular function: GTP binding; microtubule binding; GTPase activity. The coding region runs from base 91 to 2289 and encodes 732 amino acids. Lineage: Eukaryota; Metazoa; Chordata; Actinopteri; Chaetodontiformes; Chaetodontidae. The transcript has 20 exons. Gene Ontology annotation, cellular component: microtubule; membrane; mitochondrion. The record is from RefSeq and is a predicted model, not a curated record.